Messenger RNA from Ostreobium quekettii, 939 nucleotides. NCBI's taxonomy places the organism in Eukaryota, Viridiplantae, Chlorophyta, Ulvophyceae, Bryopsidales, Ostreobiaceae. The record is from the annotation of a GenBank genome assembly.
AUGUCUUCCGUGGUGCUGGCCACGGCCGGCUACGACCAGACCAUCAAGUUCUGGGAGGCCACGAGCGGCAUCUGCUACCGCACCCUGCAGCACACCGAGUCCCACGUCAACAAGCUGGAGAUCACCUCGGACAAGAAGCUCCUGGCGGCCGCGGGCAACCCGCUGAUCCGCCUCUUCGAGGUGCACUCCGCCACCAACCAGCCUGUGGGCCAGUACGAGACCCACACGGGCAACGUCACGGCCGUGGGCUUCCAGAAGGACAACAAGUGGAUGUUCAGCGGCUCGGAGGACGGCACGAUCAAGAUCUGGGACCUGCGGGCGGCGGGCUGCCAGAGGAACAUGGAGUGCCGGGCGGCGGUGAACACGGUGGUGCUGCACCCGAACCAGGGGGAGCUCAUAUCCGGGGACCAGCUGGGCAUGAUCCGGGUGUGGGACCUCACAACCGGCAGGUACACCUGCGAGCUGGUGCCCGAGGUGGGCGCUCCCUUGCGCUCCAUCGCCGUGGCGAUGGACGGCAGCCUGCUGGUGGCGGCCAACAACAGCGGCGUGUGCUAUGUUUGGCGCAUGAUCCGCAGCAACACCUACACGGCGCGCUUCGAGCCCCUGCACAAGCUGGCCGCCCACCCGGGCAGCUACGUGCUCAAGGCACUGAUCAGCCCCGAUGUGCACCACCUGGCCACCGUCUCCAGCGACAACACGGUCAAGCUCUGGGACCUGGGCACCUUCAGGAUGGACACUGUGCUGCAGGGCCACACGCGCUGGGUGUGGGACUGCGUGUUCUCCGUGGACGCGGCGUACCUGGUGACGGCGUCAUCGGACAGCACCGCGCGACUGUGGGACCUGGCCACCGGGCAGCCGAUCCGCACUUACAACGGCCACUCCAAGGCGCUGACGUGCUGCGCGCUGAACGACAGCGCGCUGAACGAGCCGGACUACUGA